This is a messenger RNA of Coccidioides immitis RS, 2895 nucleotides long. RefSeq lists its product as uncharacterized. The transcript is spliced from 6 exons. Gene Ontology annotation, biological process: box C/D sno(s)RNA 3'-end processing; rRNA methylation. NCBI's taxonomy places the organism in Eukaryota, Fungi, Ascomycota, Eurotiomycetes, Onygenales, Onygenaceae. Gene Ontology annotation, cellular component: small-subunit processome; box C/D methylation guide snoRNP complex. Gene Ontology annotation, molecular function: rRNA methyltransferase activity; RNA binding; histone H2AQ104 methyltransferase activity. Bases 55 to 1794 code for a protein of 579 amino acids. The record is from RefSeq and is a predicted model, not a curated record.
GUGAUGCUUCGGUCUGGCAAACACAUUUCUGCGCGUGCGGCUUUAUAUUCCAAGAUGGCACCUCCCCUGCUCAACUCGUCCAAUUCCUUUGAUGCGAAGAAGCCGGUGACGUACAGCACCACCGCUCUGAAGAGAUGGUCCUGCUUAAACAAUAAUAAAGACCUUCCAGCAAUUCCUGAUGUCAAAGCUAUCCAUGUCUAUGAUUUUGACAAUACCUUGUUUAACAGCCCCCUCCCCAACCCACAGCUUUGGAAUGGUCUUACGAUUGGCUUCCUUCAGGCCUAUGAAUCAUUUGCAAAUGGCGGCUGGUGGCAUGACCCCAAUAUCCUUGCGGCCACUGGUCAGGGGAUUGACGUAGAAGAACCUUUAGCUUGGAAAGGUUGGUGGAACGAACAAAUAGUUGAACUUGUUGAAUUGAGCAUGAAGCAAAAAGACGUCCUUACAGUACUUCUUACUGGACGCGCGGAGAGCUCUUUUGCAGAGAUUAUCAAACGAAUUGUCAAAAGCAGGUCUUUGGAGUUUGACCUUGUGUGCCUAAAGCCCGAAAUUGGACCCAACAGCCAACGCUUUUCUAGCACGAUCAAUUUCAAGCAGAUUUUCCUUGAAGAUAUGAUAUUUACAUACAAGCAUGCCGAUGAGAUCAGAGUUUACGAAGAUCGUAUUAGACAUGUCAAAGGUUUUCGGGACUACUUUGAGCAGUUCAAUCUCCAAUUUCUUGCUCCCAAUUCGCAUCCAAUUCGGAAAUCUAUCACGGCCGAAGUCAUCCAUGUUGCUGAGAGCACUAGGUAUCUGCCACCUGUUGCUGAAGCUGCCGAGGUACAACGUAUGAUUAAUUCUCACAAUGCAAUUGUGACGGCCGCCUCCGGAAACGUCACCAAGUCGCCAUAUGGGCGCCUUCGAAUUCAUCGUGUAAUUUUCUACACCGGUUACAUGCUUGCCAAUGCUGACUCCGAACGAUUGGUGAAAUAUCUUACCUUACCUAUGAUUUCACCCAGCCUUGUCGAUUCGGGGGAUGUCAAACUGAUGGCCAAUACCAUAUUGAUUACACCUCGCGCUGCGCCAAAGGCUAUCCUCGACAGAGUAGGUGGCAUUGGUAAGGUCGUGCGUUGGCGAGUCACGGAUACAGCUGUUUUUGAAAACAAGAUAUGGGCUGCAAGAGUAGCCCCUAUAUCCGAUUCGGAAGAUAUUUACACUGAUAACCCUGAUCCUGUAGUUGUCCUUGCCCUAAGGAGAGGCGCUCGGCCCAUUGACGUGGGAAGGAUACGCAACUGGAACCCCGUUUCCGAAGAAAAUGCCUUGGUUUUUGAUACCACUAUAGGAGAAAAAUUGGUUUUGCGAGUGGCAGAAGAUAACUCAGAUGAUGGAGAUGGAGAAGCGCCGAAUGUAGGCCGACCAUUCAAGCGCAGACACAAGUAUGAUACUCGUGACAACGAAGAUGUCCCUUCGUACCCAAAGGAGAACCAUCGCGAACCAGGGCGCCCCCGUGGUGGUUACAAUGAUUACAGUCGAUCUCGCCACGAAAGACACCCAGAUGACCGACCGCCAAGGCAUUAUCAUGACGAGGAUUCCCGCCGUGGCCCACCCCCACCAGGCUACCGUGGAGGUGGUCGUGGGCGUGCGGGCCGCGGAGGUAGAGGAGGACGAGGACGAGGGCGUGCGCCUGGUCCCCGAGAAGGUGGCGGCUAUGCUGGAUACCGAUCUUUGGACGAUUAUCCUUCCAGCAGACCCGGCUACGAUGGAGCCGGUGACGAUAGAGGGGGGCCUGGGAGUGGAAAUCCAGUCAUGAACUAUUGAGAUCGUUUUUCCCUCCCUAUGGUCCCUGUUUCCGGUGUGCAUGUUGAUAUUUCCCUUUUGCUUCCAAUCAUGGCGUUAUACUAUGAAAUAAAACUAUCUCUACGUGUAGGAGCGGCGUUGGGGCGGGCUCCGUCUCCUAGUUGGGUUUUCAGUUCCUCGGAAGGCGUACGGUGGGAGAGAUUUGCUGGGUAUGUAGGGCUCCAGGGUCACCGGCUGGAGGUGGAUAUUUUCUGCCAUUUUCCGACUUUAUGUCCGGUACAUAUAAUUCACGGUGUCAUCGGCAUUGUAUUACCGAUUUUAUAAGAGCUGAUUUGAAUUCCUCCACUUCACCAUUCUAAAACAAUACUCGCAAAGAGCAAGGUCAGUUCUUGACUCACAUCUUUGAUAGUUAAUAAAUGCACUCGAGUCUGUACGAAAAUAUUUUUACAUACUCCCAGCCACUACCCUAUUAUCGUAGAGUCAGGGUUGAAGAAUCGAAAAGUAGCCAGAUCCAUCCAAAUGCGAUUUAACCUCCAUCUUUAUAAUAUGACAACAAUUUCGCAGCAAAAAGAAAAACUCAAGGGGAAUAUCCCGCCCACGAGCCCGUAAAACAUGAAAGCAUCAAAACCAUGGACAUGAAGCGUAAUGUAGUGCGCGUAUAAAUCCAUCCCAGCCAUCCUUUUUUUCCCUCAUCAAGAAAUGUUCCUCAUAUCAUCAAUCAUCUGUAAGCCUCGUCAACAAACUAAUACUUAGGAUCAUCGCCAGUAACCCAAUCGUAACAACAACGAGCAAGCCGAAUCCAAACCAGCCUAAUAUCAUCGCUGACGUGCCCACCCCACUUUUUACGCUUCCGUUGCCCAGAUCCUGGGCUACUGUGCUUGCCGCUACGGAUGCAGUGUGCUGCCAGAGGACGGAAACCAAAAUGAACACGGAAGCAACGAAUAUCAGAGAGAGCGCGACUUGCGAAACAGGUCGUGAUGGGAACGGCCUGACCUCCUGCUCGGAGCCAUCGGGAGAGGUUUCUUCGUGCCAGCCGGGGAAGGUACCCAGGAUAAGGAAACAGACAAAUGCGAAUAUUACGGCAACAAUUAGGUAUGGGAAAACAACAGCGUCUUUGAAUGU